This is a messenger RNA of Acipenser ruthenus (sterlet), 3965 nucleotides long. Its product is annotated as protein unc-119 homolog A-like. Gene Ontology annotation, biological process: negative regulation of caveolin-mediated endocytosis; nervous system development; visual perception. Lineage: Eukaryota; Metazoa; Chordata; Actinopteri; Acipenseriformes; Acipenseridae. The transcript has 5 exons. Gene Ontology annotation, cellular component: spindle midzone; centrosome; spindle pole. Gene Ontology annotation, molecular function: lipid binding. The record is from RefSeq and is a predicted model, not a curated record. Bases 414 to 1226 code for a protein of 270 amino acids.
UAACUGCUUUAUUCGAAACGCGAGUAACGCAUAGCAGCGCAGGAAGCGCUUAUAAACCCUGCAAUGUCCGUACGUGUAAUUCAUCAAGCGCAGAACGUGUAGCCGUUUAUCGGGCCCCCUAAAUUAACCGUGUACUCCUUUUCGAAGCUGCCUGUCUUUGCUGGAUCCCCCACUGUGUGUGUACGAAUGUGCAUCCGCUUACGACUUGUCUUGAGCUCUGUGCGGUGAGCUGGGUGGCUGUGGUACAGUUCUAGCAGCAUAUGCUAAAACGGAGCGUGGAGACUGGAAAGAUUUAAGCAAUAAAGGUUUUAAAUAAACACAGAGCGAGCGAGCGGGCACUCAAGCUAUCUGCAGUGAGUGAGAGAGAAUCUGUUAUCCUUUUACGAGAGGGAGGGGGAGGAGGGACGCGGAGAAUGAGUUAUUCCUGUGCCAGCACAGAGGCUGUCUGCAGUAGCCAGGACGCAUCUAACAGCUCAAAGUCUAGCACUGCCGGUCUUAAUCCUAGUAGCACCGGGGGCGGCAGCGGCAACGGCAACAGCAGCUCCCGUGGGAAUCAGGCGCAAAGUAACCCCAACCCAAACCGACGAGUACCGGCAAUGAAAGUGAAAAAGGGGUGCAACUCCACAGAAACGGGACUCAUCCCGGCCACAACAGAGGAAGACCUGCUAAGGAAUGCAAUCAUAACUCCGGAGGAUGUACUCGGGCUGCAGAAGAUCACUGAAAAUUAUUUAUGCGCUCCAUCAGAAAACGUUUACAGCAUCGACUUCACCAGGUUUAAAAUCCGGGACUUGGAAACCGGGACCGUGCUGUUUGAAAUCACCAAGCCUCCCGCAUUGGAGAGAGGACAGGGGGAUAAGAAAGACUUUGACCCCAACGCCGGCAGGUUUGUCCGCUAUCAGUUCACUCCCGCCUUCCUCAGACUUCGCCAAGUAGGAGCCACGGUAGAGUUCACUGUCGGGGAGAAGCCCAUCAAUAACUUCCGCAUGAUCGAGAGGCAUUACUUCCGUGAGCAGCUGCUCAAGAGCUUCGACUUUGAGUUUGGGUUCUGCAUCCCCAGCAGUAAAAACACGUGUGAGCAUAUCUACGAGUUUCCCCCGCUCUCUGACGAGAUCAUGCAUGAAAUGAUCCUCUAUCCUUACGAGACGCAGUCUGACAGUUUUUACUUUGUGGAUAACAAGCUGGUGAUGCACAACAAGGCAGAUUACUCCUACAGCGGGGCACCUUAGGAGAGGAGAGAGGACGAGGAGGGGAGGAAUGAAAAGGGGACACACUCGCCCACCAGCUUCUCUCUACUACACUAGCAGAACAUCAGAGAACCUGGAGUUAGCCAGCUUCAAUGACAAGAAGCAGCAGCAUCGGAACAUUCCAGCGGUACCUGUUAUCUCAACGCAGCCACACACACACGCACGACAGUCCCACACACACACACACAAGUGGGCACAAGCUAAGCACAUUGCAUUUUAAUGUGCACAUGUACCUUUCCAGUGCGUGCGUGCGUGUGUGUGUGUGUGCGUGUGAAAUAACCACUGAUUUAAAUUGGUGUUAUCAGAAUUUUGACAGAGGUUAUUCAUAAAAACAAUAUUAUUUUCAGAACCUGCUUUGGUUGUGGAGGUGGAAGUUCACGCAGGGGGUGAAGAGUUAAGAAACAGCUUCCUUAUUAGUUAAGUGAGUGUAACGUUCAUGUAAUUUAUCAGCAAUGACAACCUAAACCAAUUGUCAAGCGGAUAAGUUGUCUUUGGUGAGCAGAUAUUGAAUAGACGUUUAUCAAAGUGUAUUAACCACUUCACCUCCCCAGAACGACUGUUACACAGUAUGGUGAUGUACUUCACCAGAAGAACUUCAAGUAUAGCACAACCAUCCACCUUCUUGUGUGAUUACUCAUAUCCACACCCAAUUCAGGGACGAGAACAAUACCGUUUUAUUAAUAUAAAUAAAAGCACUGUAACCAAAACAAUCAUUAUUUGCGGAUCAAUGAUAUUUUACUGUUGCCGCUUGGUUUGAAACGCACCAACUAUCCCAGUAUGUCAAACACAGCUGAAAAAAAUAAUCUGAAAAUAUCCCACAAAUCAGUGCAGAAGUACAUGGUGGUUUUGUUUAGAAUUAAAUUCAGCGAAGUGUGUUUCCGUAUGUGUGUGUGUUUGCGUGUGACGGAAUAAGAAGAACUAACAUCACAAUCAGGAACUAAUUUGUUAUGCUGCGAUGCAGUUUGACUGUUAUACUUGGUGUAUCAAUUAGGGUUAGAAACUGAUUUCCAUUAACACGUGAUCAUGGAUCAGUGUUGUCUUUAUCACGCAGUUCAGACGCUUGUGUGUGUUUGUGUAUGCAGACAUAUCCAUAGCCAUUAAAGGCUGAUACUUUUUUAUUUUUAUUAACAAAAAUCUUAACAAUUCCAAAUUUGCAUUGUUUUAAAAUAAAAUAAAAAUAUUACAGAUGAUGGCACGCAGACCUGUUUUAAUAAAACUGUUUGCACCACGUGAACAUCCAAAUCAAUAAGGGUUAUUUAUUGUAUUUUAUUGUACUUUUUAUAGGAUAUACUGCAGUAUAAAAGAAAAUAGGUAGUGCUGUCAGUGCUUUGUUGUUUAUGACUAUCCCUGCUUGGGGUUUAACAGCAUUUGUUCUAAAAAGAGUCAGCCCAAUCCUUUUAAGGAGUAAACAUUUUCACUUUUUAUAUAUACAUAUAAAAACCUGCUGUUACAUAAACAGCCUACAUAUAAUGGAUCAAAUGGAAGGGGGGUUAUUUGGGUUGAUUUUAAAUGAUGUCAAUAAGGAGAAUAGUUUAGGAUCAAAGGUCUCCAUUUCAGUGGGGCAGAAAAACAUUCCAUAAAGGCUACAGCACAGACAGACUAUCAGCAGCAUUUUUAUAUAGCAAUAUUUCAGUUAAAAUAAUCACAAUCAUGCAUUUUAAAAUAGGAUGCGCAAUUCUACAGGAAUUCUACUAAGAAAUAAUACAAACAAACACCACUCAAGCACUUUCAGCUAAAUGGGAAAAAACAGACCAAGAUACCUUCCGGUGAAAAAUACUCUGUGUCUGCGUUUCUUUUUCUUACUACUGUAUGUCUUUGAUCAGCCAAGAAAAGCAAAACUAAAAUCUGCACAAUUAAAAUCUGCCCCAGCUUUUGCCAUGUAGCUGUUUUUUUGUUCACUGAGGCUAAGAAUGACCCUGAGAGAUUUGAGGCACACGCUGUAUUCAGAGUGCAGUUAGUUCUGUUACAUGUCAAAGGAUGAUUCAACCUCAGUCAUGUAAUCAACGUCCUCAUCAAUUUCAAAAAGGCAAAAAAAAAAAAAAAAGCAAAACCGUGGGAAAUCAUUUCCCUCCUUCCAAAUCCUCUUGAGUGUGCAAUCCCUGUAGCCAUUCUAAUCACCACCCUCAGAAAUCACCAUGUGCAUAGUACAAUGUAGUUAGGUAGAUGAACGUUAAACCUGGAUGUGUUUUAAAAUGUUCUCAUGUAAAUCUGCCUGAAUGUAAAUCCCCCUUCAAAAAAGAGUGGCUUUUUAGCUACAGAUGUGUUGUAGAUCCUUACAAAUACUAUUGUGUCUUCACAUGUUGUAUUGUGCUUCACAGCUUGGUUUUGGAAAGAUGGAUUGUCCUCUCACUGUAUUGAGUGCUCAGUGACCACAAGGCAAAUAACAUGAACUGGUGGAAAAAAAAAUAAUCACUGGUCAUUUCAGUAAAGCGGUAAAGCAUCUAAUGAAACCGGAUCUCUGGUACUGAAUAAUUUGUGUUUUUAUUUUUAGGAAAUGAAUCUGAACUCAUUACAAAUCUAUUGGUCCUAAACGCUAUUGCUUGUGGUGCUUACUGAAGUAAAAAAAACAGAAAACAGUGUCAGCUUUACCAGUCACGCACAGUAUGAAGAGCACACUUGUGAGUACAAUGAGGUAGAUCACAUCUUUCCUUACCAGGGAUAUAAUGUAUUGCCAGUCUGGAAAAUAAAUAUAUAUAUAUGUGAUUUUUCUUUUUUUAAUAA